AUGGCAUCGGGUGCUUACCCAGUUGGUUACAGAUUUCAUCCUACAGACCUGGAAUUGGUGGCUUACUACCUCCACAACCGGGUUGCCAUGGUUGAUCAGUUUCGCUCGAGUCCAAUCCUUGAUUGCCCUGACUUCUAUGGCAAAAAUGAGCCCUGGCUGAUUUGGGACAUGUUCCGUGCCCAAUCCAACAACAUGAAAGAGGAAGAAACUCUGUAUUUCUUUACUCACCGCAAGAAAUUGAAUCCCAAAGCGAAAAAAUUUGAUAGAAAAGUGGGAUCGGGAACAUGGAGUGCCCAAUAUUCAAAAAAUGUUGUUGCUGCUGAUGAUAGUGUUGUUGGAAUUAAGAGAGAAUUUCGGUAUGAGGGUGGAUCUGAUCCACAUCAAAAUGGGGCUUGGUUGAUGCAGGAGUACGAGAUCACAUCUCACAAUGAUCUCCUUGAGGUUGUUGAGGUUCAGAAGGAGGGCAGUAAUGAUGAUCUCACGGCCUCAGCUGGUCAACCGUUAUCUGCUAGUGAUGAUCAGAUUCAAACUGUUCAGGUCGACGAGACUAAUAAUUCCAUUACUAAUUCUCCUAAUGAUACUUCAUAUGCGUAUUUUGAUCCUGAAGUUGAGGCAUUCUUUGGCUUGACUACUGAUGAUAUAUACGAUGAUGAUGACUGUCAGUUUUCGAGUUCUGAAAUACAGGCAUUCUUAGCUUGUCUGGACUGA
This is a messenger RNA of Rosa chinensis, 708 nucleotides long. RefSeq names its product NAC domain-containing protein 101. NCBI's taxonomy places the organism in Eukaryota, Viridiplantae, Streptophyta, Magnoliopsida, Rosales, Rosaceae. The transcript has 2 exons. Bases 1 to 708 code for a protein of 235 amino acids. The record is from RefSeq and is a predicted model, not a curated record. Gene Ontology annotation, molecular function: DNA binding. Gene Ontology annotation, biological process: regulation of DNA-templated transcription.